GCUUCAAUAGACUUUCUUUUUCACUUGAAACAAUCCGCUUUUUGCCAUCAUGUUGUUGGUGACACUGUGAGAAUAACUGAGAUAUCUUUCAGAAUAGCUGCAAUUACCGGUCAAAGUGCAACAUCUUCAUCGGUGAUUAUCCGAGGAAGCUAGGUUAUUAUGUAUGCUGUGUUUACAUGUUGAAUGUGUAGAUUUGCGUGGUGCAAAUAAAAAGUUAAUGUUGUUUUUAUACGUGUUGUCAAGUGUAUUAACAUUUACUUUUGACCGCGUGUUAAGUGUACCUCGGAGGUGUUUAGCUUGACAAUGUGCACUGUGGGUGAUGAAGAUGUGGGAGAGAAUUCUUACAUGCAGCCGAAGACCAAAUCACCUGUCAGUAACAUCUGUAGAAAAUGUAAUGAAAAUCGUGCAGAGGUAGUUCUUCGAAAGAAACAUCCCUAUUGCAGACUCUGUUUUGUGCAAGCAGCAACUCAUAAAUUCAGAGCAACUCUUGGGAAAUCAAAGAUCAUUAGAGCAGGUGAUAAUGUAAUGAUAGCUUUUUCUGGCAGUGAAGCUUCAGCUGCACUUGUUCAUUUGGUAUCAGUUGGCUUAAAUGAAGGAAAUCACAAACGACUCUGUUUUAAUCCCAUUAUUUUGUAUGUCGAUGAGGGCUGCAUAUUAGGUCUGUCACGGGAUGAACGAAAAAAUGUAUCUGAUGCUAUCAACAGAAGUUUGGAAACAUAUAGGUUACCUACAUAUAUGACUUCUUUGGAAGCAUUUUUUAAUACUCAAGAACUGAAUUGCUGUAAACUUGGCACAGAAAUGUCACUUUCUGUUGAGAAUGAAGAAAGACUCCAUAAGUUGUUCAAUCAAGUAAAAAGUUUAACUUCAAAAGAAGAGCUUUUGAAAAUUUUAAGAUUUAAGAUACUCCGUAGAGCAGCAAAGUCUUUGAACUGCUCAAAAAUAUUCGUUGCAGAUACUGCAACAGGAUUAGCCACAACUUUAUUGACCAACGUGUCGUUGGGGAGAGGCGUUCAUUUACCUCUUGAUGUUGGAUUUUGCGAUGAUACUGAUAACAAUCUGUUAAUACUUCGCCCCAUGCGUGAUUUCAUGAAGAAGGAAAUUAUCUUUUACAAUGUUUUCAACAAAGUCAGUGGAGUUCACAUACCGUCAAUUGUUACAAAGGUUAGCUCCAACCAGAGCAUUCAGAAGCUAACUGAAAAAUUUGUAAUGGAGCUUCAGCAGGACUAUCCAUCUACUGCAUCUGUAGUGUUCCGUACUGGAGAAAAGCUUAGUAUGCCAAGGGACAUCAAGCUUUCAAAUGAGACUUGUUCCCUCUGUGAGGCACCACUAGAUGACAGAAAUAUGAAAUCUUCUUCUCUUCAAGCUACUGAAUUUUCACGUCUAGCUUCCCAUCUAGGACCUUCUGGAUUCAGUGCUGACAGCAUUAUGAGUGACUCUUAUUCAGUGAAAAACAAUUUCUCAAGUGAAAUAAAAGAAGAAUGUCAGUCAGAAAGUGCCGAUAAAGUGGACUGCAGUUCAUUCACAGAUGGUUGUGAUUGUCAGCAUAAGUGUAGUCCUGACAUGAAAAUAUGUAUUUCUGAUGCUGAAAAAUGCUUUUGCUAUAGCUGUCGAAUUAUUUUGAAAGAACUAGGCUCUGUAGAGGUUCUACCACAAGAAGUCCAAACUAAGAUCCGAAAUCAGCUUAGUUUCAGAAAUAUGAGAAAGGAAAUUGCAGAUUUUUUAUUAUGACACAGAGUUUUAUCAUAGCUUUUAUGCAUCUCUGUUAUACUUCUGUGAAUAAAACCAAGGCACAAAGUCAUUUGUCACUUGUGCUGUAUACAGUUAGUGGUGGUGAUGGAUUCUAUCAUUGCUUUCAUAGUUUCUAGAGCAUGCUGUGUUUGCUAACUGAGCUAUAUAUUAUUCACGUGAGAAAAUACCUUUAGUGCUAGGAAGGCAAAAGAGAAGCUACAGUAACUUGAGUAAAUUUGAGAGCGAGGCACAUUUUUGAGUUGGCAAAGUGUUAUUAGCAGUCCAUUCACUGAUUUGCUCAUUAGUUACGAACUGUUUGACAAAGGCAUACACAUCAUAUAUUUCAAUUUCUGCAAACUGAACACGUGGGACAGUUUUGAUCACUAGAGAAGUUCUUUCAGAUGAUCCCAUAAAGGUAUUUGAUUUACCGUAACCAACUGUAGGAUUCCAAGUUCUGGAAACGUUCUUCAGUCCACAUUUUUUAAGUAGGCUAGAGCAGUUUAGUAGAAAAAUAUUACAGCACUAUGAAAUCUUUUUACCUCUGCUGGAAACAGACUUACUAACACAAUUAACCACUUUAGUAGAGUGACUGUCUAUCCUUCAACAAUUUUCACUGCUUCAUGAAUUGGUGAAGCCUGGCUGUGAACAAAGUAUAACCAUCCUUCAGAAAAGAGGCUCUGAAAGCUUCAAAUGAACAGUGGGCAUUUCUUUUCAAAUUGGAAGUAUGAUUAUGAUGGUUAAACAUUUUAAUGACUGACUCAAUAGCAGGCAGUAGGGCUAACCACCUUUUUUUGGGCAUAACCCUGAAAGUUGCAGUAGACGCUGCUGCAAAGAUUUUGUUUUAUGUUUUUCAUUUUGUAAGUGGAGUCGUAUAUAACCAUGUCCACUGUGACUUAUUGAGAAACUAAUGGGUGCCUGGGAAGUAGGGACAAAUUUGAAUUUUGCGCCAUUUCGUCAUAUGAGGUAGCCAUGGUUUUUUUUUCAUGUUUGUUAUCUGCCAUCCUUCUAAUUAGUAGCCUGAUAGCCUUUGUGUGGUGACCAUUGUUGCCUGAUGUUUACUUUCGUCAUGGAGCAGAUGAUAACUGACCAACGUAUCUAAGUGAAAAAACGUUAUUACAAAAACAAUGAAAGUCCCAUGGCAGCUGUUUGUGAAUUACUUGUGACACUUGAAUGUAAUGCUGCUGUAACUGAAUCACCAAUUUGGAAGUUGAGCCGGAAGUUUGAGACCAUGGGGUCUGUUUCAAAUGUUAAGAAAACAGGAUGACUGCAUUUUGUUCGAACACAAGAAGACGUUGCUGUCGUGUGUGAUAACGUGACCUUAAGCCCCAGGAAAUCUGUUUGCUGACAAACUCAACAAUUGAAUUUAUCACCAAGUUUACUGUAUGAAAUCCUUUCAAAUGAUCUGAAAAUGCAUGCUUACAAUAUUUGACUUACACAAGAGUUGAAGCUUGCAGAUCAUGAAAAGAAACAUCAAUUUGCUCAAGGGCCUUGGCUCGACAAGCAGAGGAUGAGAACUUCACAAAAAAAAUAAUUUUCUCAGAUGAGGCACACGUCCACAUCAGUGGUAACGUCAAUAAGUAGAAGUGCAUAAUUUGGGGAAUCAAAAAUCUGCGAGUGACUGUGGAAGAUGAGAUGCAUCCACAAUGCAUGACUGUGUGGUGUGGGUUCUGGACAGGAGCAGUGAUCGGCCCAUACUUUUUUUUUAUAAUGGUGAGGGAGUUGCCAUCACUGUGAAUAGUGACCAUUGCCGAAACUUGCUUUCUGAUUGGUUUUUCUCUCUUAUUGAUGAAAAUGAAGAUUUUUGGUUUCAGUAAUAUGGUGUGACGCGUCGCACAUCCUGUGAAACAGUUGCUCUGCUUAAUGAAAAGUUUCCUCAAAAAACUAUCCCUUUGCAUGGCAACCAGGAAUGGCCCAACAGAUCAUGUGAUAUUACGCCUUGUGACUUUUUUUUGUGGGUAUUUGUGAAAUCAAAAGUGGACGUGAACAAACUGCAAACAAUACAACAAUUGAAGGAUGAAAUUAAAAGAGUUAUUAAUGGCAUCUCAUCAGAUGCUUGUUAAUGCGUCAUUGAGAACUUCAAUGAAUGCAUUGCUCAUUGCCACACAGCCUUGGUGGUCAUAUUGAGAAUAUAAUUUUUCAUACAUAAAUGAGAGUAGUUACUUAAUGUGUUUGUAAAAAAAAUUACAUUUUCAAUAAAUUUUGUAUGUUGUACAGCGUUUAA
Messenger RNA from Schistocerca americana (American grasshopper), 3949 nucleotides. RefSeq names its product cytoplasmic tRNA 2-thiolation protein 2-A (gene Ctu2). Gene Ontology annotation, cellular component: cytosol. Gene Ontology annotation, molecular function: tRNA binding; sulfurtransferase activity. The coding region runs from base 304 to 1728 and encodes 474 amino acids. The transcript is spliced from 9 exons. NCBI's taxonomy places the organism in Eukaryota, Metazoa, Arthropoda, Insecta, Orthoptera, Acrididae. Gene Ontology annotation, biological process: tRNA wobble position uridine thiolation. The record is from RefSeq and is a predicted model, not a curated record.